GGUUGCGGCGUCGGCGGCGGCCGGGGAGGGUCAGUUGGAGGCAGGCGCUUGCUGAGGCAGGAGGAGGGCUCUCGGCCCGAGGCCUGACAGGGACUUAGCCCGCCGAGAUCGGCCCGCGCGCGCGACCCCACACCCACCCACUCAUCCACCUACCCACUCCCUGCGCCGCCUCCUCCCACCCUGAGCAGAGCCGCCGAGGAUGAUAAACACCCAGGACAGUAGUAUUUUGCCUUUGAGUAACUGUCCCCAGCUCCAGUGCUGCAGGCACAUUGUUCCAGGGCCUCUGUGGUGCUCCGAUGCCCCUCACCCACUGUCGAAGAUCCCCGGUGGGCGAGGGGGCGGCAGGGAUCCUUCUCUCUCAGCUCUAAUAUAUAAGGACGAGAAGCUCACUGUGACCCAGGACCUCCCUGUGAACGAUGGAAAACCUCACAUCGUCCACUUCCAAUAUGAGGUCACCGAGGUGAAGGUCUCUUGCUGGGAUGCAGUCCUGUCCAGCCAGAGUCUGUUUGUAGAAAUCCCAGAUGGAUUAUUAGCUGAUGGGAGCAAAGAAGGAUUGUUAGCACUGCUGGAGUUUGCUGAAGAGAAGAUGAAAGUGAACUAUGUCUUCAUCUGCUUCAGGAAGGGCCGUGAAGACAGAGCUCCACUCCUGAAGACCUUCAGCUUCUUGGGCUUUGAGAUUGUGCGUCCAGGUCAUCCCUGCGUCCCCUCUCGGCCAGAUGUGAUGUUCAUGGUUUACCCCCUGGACCAGAACUUGUCCGAUGAGGACUAAUGGUCAUAGAGGAUGCUUUGCCCAAGAGCCACAGUGGGGGAAGAGGGGAAGUUAGGCAGCCUUGGGACAGAGGAGAGGGCUCCUUGCUCUCUAGGGAAGGACGCUGAGGGGCUCAGGGUGAGGGUUGCCUAUUGUGUUCUUGGAGUUGACUUGUUGAAAUUGUUUUCCAUAAAGAACAGUAUAAACAUAUUAUUCACAUGUAAUCACCAAUAGUAAAUGAAGAUGUUUAUGAACUGGCAUUAGAAGCUUUUUAAACUGC
This is a messenger RNA of Sciurus carolinensis (gray squirrel), 1028 nucleotides long. RefSeq names its product ornithine decarboxylase antizyme 2 (gene Oaz2). Gene Ontology annotation, molecular function: ornithine decarboxylase inhibitor activity. Gene Ontology annotation, cellular component: cytoplasm; nucleus. Lineage: Eukaryota; Metazoa; Chordata; Mammalia; Rodentia; Sciuridae. The record is from RefSeq and is a predicted model, not a curated record. Gene Ontology annotation, biological process: positive regulation of protein catabolic process.